Zingiber officinale is the source of this 1556-nucleotide messenger RNA. RefSeq names its product GATA transcription factor 20-like. The coding region runs from base 178 to 1185 and encodes 335 amino acids. The record is from RefSeq and is a predicted model, not a curated record. The transcript is spliced from 6 exons. Gene Ontology annotation, biological process: regulation of DNA-templated transcription. Gene Ontology annotation, molecular function: sequence-specific DNA binding; zinc ion binding; protein binding. NCBI's taxonomy places the organism in Eukaryota, Viridiplantae, Streptophyta, Magnoliopsida, Zingiberales, Zingiberaceae.
CAUGUGAACAGUCGCACGUUAAAUUUAUCGCCUUACCCUUACUGUCUCCUCUCCUUCUAGGGUUUCCUCGUUCGCGGAUUUGAUCCAUUGGUGGCGAUUUGCCUUCGGAUCGAUCGCAAGCGUUCCGAGAGCUCCUUGGAGAAUUCGAGCGCUCUCGCGAGAUCUUCGCUUCUAGGGAUGAGUGGAAACCCCAUCCCACUCGAUGGUGUAAACCCGGCGGGCGUCGAGAGCUUUCCGGGCCACCACUUCCACAACAUGUCGGCCGGCCACCAGGUGCUACCCGGCGUGUCGCUCCCGUCCCACGUUGAUGAGUCUAACGCAGUAGGCGGGACUGGGGAGUUGAUUGCCGCCGCGGAUGCGCUAGCAUUGCAGCAGUACGAAGAGGCGGACUGCAGCAGCGGUAGCCACGGGAUGGAGGAGGAAGGCGUAGGAGCAGUGGAGAACGGGGAGAUGGAGACAGAAGGACCAUCUGGUCCGAGUCAUCUGGGUGAUACUCAGGCUCUAGGACCCGUGCAGGCAGGCGGGAAUCAGCUCACUCUCUCAUUCCAGGGCGAAGUAUACGUUUUUGAUUCUGUUUCUCCCGAAAAGGUUCAGGCUGUGCUCUUGUUACUGGGAGGUCGUGAGAUGCAGACUGGAUCAAAUCCUUUCCCACCAUCCACUAUCCCAACCAAGGUAUUGUUAAACAUAACCACUUGCCAAUUUGCUUUUGACGCAUUAAUGACUUCAGGGGCUUUUGAUAUGUGGCAGCGUGGAGAUAUACCUCAUAGACUUGCGUCCUUAAUGCGGUUCCGAGAAAAGAGAAAAGAGCGGAACUUUGAGAAGAAAAUACGUUAUACUGUCCGCAAAGAAGUAGCAUCAAGGAUGCAGCGAAAUAAGGGUCAAUUUACAUCAUCAAAAUCUAAAACUGACUGUUCCAUGGGUGAUGCUACUGGUGCAAACCAAGAAUCUGGUUCACCAGAGAAUAAGAUUCCAGGGGCAUCUGCAUGUCAUCACUGUGGUAUCAGCGCACAUUCUACUCCGAUGAUGCGCCGUGGACCUGAUGGACCACGGACCUUGUGCAAUGCAUGUGGACUUGUUUGGGCAAACAAGGGGAUGAUGAGGGAUCUUUCCAAAAACCCAUCUCCAGCAAUUCCCAAUGCUUUGCCUGAACCCACAGAAGGGGCAACUUUCGACAUCACCGUAUGAAGUGCGGAACUAUUUACGUGAGCUAAAUCAUUAUCUACAAUCCAGCUAGAUCAAUGCUUAUUUGUGUGGUAGAAUCAGCACUAUUUCAUCAGAAUCUCUUCAACUUUGCUACCCAUUUACAACCAAUGCUCAUGGAGCCAGUGACAGCACAAGAACGAAGAGACGAGAGGAGGCUAAUGCUUUUCGAUGUGUAUGUACUACUUUGAGGUAAUUUUAUGGUAUUCUAGCUUGCAGGCGAGAUCAUUAGCUGCAGUUUUAUUUGUUGUAAAUGUUUAUUUUCCAAGGACAUGAAGGAGAUUAUUGUUGCAUGAUUAAGAGAUUGGUUCCUUUUCUGUGUGUUGAUAACUAUGGAAUCAGUUGUGAGCGAUGUC